Messenger RNA from Prionailurus viverrinus (fishing cat), 2885 nucleotides. RefSeq names its product tubulin folding cofactor E (gene TBCE). The record is from RefSeq and is a predicted model, not a curated record. Gene Ontology annotation, biological process: protein folding. The transcript is spliced from 17 exons. Bases 155 to 1735 code for a protein of 526 amino acids. Lineage: Eukaryota; Metazoa; Chordata; Mammalia; Carnivora; Felidae. Gene Ontology annotation, molecular function: alpha-tubulin binding.
CAGCGGAGGUGGGACUUCCUGUCUCCCUAAGGAAGCACUUCCGGCCAGGACCGGAAGCUCCGCUGCUGCCUGGCGCGUGCGAGGGUCGGUGUCCGGACCCCCCGGGCUCUCUGCCUGCAGAUCUCCUCAUAUUUUGGAUUCUGGCUAUAUUAUCAUGAAUGACACAAAAAGUGUCAUUGGUCGACGAGUUGAAGUUAAUGGAGAACAUGCAACAGUGCGUUUUUCUGGUGUUGUCCCUCCUGUGGCAGGACUCUGGCUAGGAGUGGAAUGGGACAAUCCCGCGAGAGGAAAGCAUGAUGGAAGCCAUGAAGGGAUUGUGUAUUUUAAAUGCAGGCACCCAACAGGAGGAUCCUUUGUUCGUCCAAACAAAGUAAAUUUUGGAGUAGACUUUCUCACUGCAGUGAAUAAUCGCUACGUGUUAGAAGAUGGACCAGAGGAAGAUGGAAAAGAGCAACCUGUUACAAUUGGAAAUAAACCUGUGGAAACUAUUGGUUUUGACUCUGUCAUAAAACAGCAAAGUCAGCUGAGCAAGCUGCAGGAAGUUUCUCUGAGGAACUGCGUGGUGAGUUGUGCUGGCGACAAAGGAGCAAUUGCCAAAGCGUGUCCUAAUAUCAGAAGGGUAGAUUUGUCAAGAAACCUGCUGUCCUCAUGGGAUGAAGUCCUAAGUAUUGCUGAUCAGCUCCAACACCUGGAAGUUCUCAAUCUCAGUGAGAAUAAACUGCACCUGCCCUCGGUUUCACCAUCUCUAGCUGGAACAUUUCCUGCACUGAAGGUUUUAGUUCUUAACCGAACAGGAAUAACGUGGGCUGAGGUGCUGCGGUGCGCCCCCGGGUGGCCGGUCCUGGAGGAGCUGUACCUCAAGUCUAACGACAUCUCCAUUUCAGAAAGGCCGGCGGAUGUUCUACAGACGGUCAAGUUAUUAGACCUUUCCUCUAAUCCAUUAAUUGAUGAAAAUCAGCUGUUUCUCAUAGCGUAUCUCCCCAGAUUAGAACAACUAAUCCUUUCUGACGUCGGAAUUUCUUCUAUACAUUUUCCGGAUGCAGGAACUGGGUGCAAAACAGCAAUGUUUCCUUCCUUGCAGUACCUUGUAGUAAAUGACAAUCAGAUCUCGCAAUGGUCAUUUAUCAACGAGCUGGAUAAGUUACAGAGUCUGCGUGCUCUGUCCUGCGUAAGAAACCCCCUGACGGAAGGAGGCAGCGGACCACAGACCACACGCCAGUUCAUCAUCGCCAAAAUCGGUCAGCUGAAGACCCUGAACAAAUGUGAGAUUCUACCAGAGGAAAGGCGUGGGGCUGAGCUUGAUUACCGAAAAGCAUUUGGAAAUGAAUGGAAAAAGGCUGGCGGACAUCAGGAUCCAGACAAAAACAGGCCAAAUGAAGAAUUUCUUGCAGCCCAUCCCAGAUACCAGUCCCUCUGCCUGAAAUAUGGUGCACCUGAAGACGGGGAACUCAAAACACGACAGCCGUUUUUGCUCAAAAACCAGCUACUAACACUGAAGAUAAAAUAUCCUAAUCAGGUUGAUCAGAAAGUCACAGAAAAACAACUGCCAGAUUCCAUGACCAUUCAGAAGGUGAAGGGACUGCUGUCACGUCUUCUCAAAGUUCCUGUGUCAGAACUUCUGCUGUCCUACGAAAGUCCCAAAAUGCCUGGCAGAGAGAUUGAGCUAGAAAAUGACCAGCAGUCAUUACAGUUCUAUUCUGUGGAAAACGGAGACUACCUGUUAGUGCGAUGGUAACAGCCAACUAAUCAAGUUCAGAGACUCCACUGUUUUAUCAUGACUGGGGUUCGCUGGAAAGGAAUGAUUCUCUGGAACAAUUCUGUCAGAAGAAGAGGUUUUACAACUUGCCCUAAGUAGAGAAAAAGUGGUAUUUUUCAUUGGGAAGAGACCAUUUCUAGGCAGAUAUAUAACAGUAGGUGCAAAGCCUUGGUUACUGCUAAUGACUUUCUGAUUUUCUUUCGUAUUUAUAGUUCAUGGCUACUUUAAAUAGUAAAUAGAACCUAGCUAGUCUAAUGAAAUCUGAACACAGUUAAGGUCCAGCAUAAGACCAGUUUUAAUGGAAUUCCACUGUUACUAGUUUAAAAGGUUACCAAAAGGACUUGGAAGGUCAUUUUGGAAGCUGUCCCUUGAAGUCAGGGAGGCACCUCUUCUGUGUGUAACGCAUAUGCUAUGAUCUCUCUUCUCUGCUGCACUAUUUUUAGAGCACUUGCAAAAAUGAACCCCAUGCUCUUUCCUGCAGCUGCACCUACACGGGGCAUACAUUCUUCUACAGAUGACGGGCCGCUCUGAUGGGAAUUCACGUGUAGUAGGGAACCAUCGGGCAAUGACAGGAGGAAAGCAAAACUCAUUUGAAGUGUCAACUGUUUAAGCAGUAUCCUUCCCUAUGUCACUAAAACCCUGAGAGGUAUUUGACUUAUAUCCCCAUUUUAGUUUUUUUUUUUUUUUCAAUAGUACCAGACUGUGACCUUCAGGAUUUGUGUUAAAUGGCAAAAGAAAACUUGAAUUAGCCCACUUAAUAAGUGAACUUUAAAACCAAAGUCCUGAACCGAGUGGAUUGGUUCCUUUUCAAGUUCAAGUUGCCCACUUCAGACAUUUCCAGAAACCCCGAGCUUUGGUAUCAGUGCCCACACAGCAUUCUGUGAGUUCUUUUUGGCCCUUAAUUAUCCUCAUUAUGCUUUAUGGAACUAUUCUGUAAUCCAGGUUGAAAUUCACAUUCUCUGUCAUUACUCAAGAUUUCUGAACUAGGCCAAAUUUUAACCAAAAGUGAUAGUAAUGAAUUAUAAACUAGAAAUGAUACAUCAGCUUUUAGAAACUUUUUUGUUUUAUAAAACAAUUUGGUAUUUCUCAAAUGUUCUUCCAAUACAGAAAUAAAAUUUUUCUUAUGCUA